AUGGCACCAUCCCUCGCCCGGCUGGCCGGCCACAGCGCCAAACGCCUCUGUCUGCGACCCGCCCUUCCACUACCGCGAGCUUCACGGGCAUUCUCUUCUGUCCCCUCUCGAAAAUAUGCCGAGCCAUACGAAGGCACGAGGCUAGUUCCCACUGACGAGACGUUUUCGCAAGCGGAUACCCAUGAUGCCAGCAAUACUACGCGUGGGGGUGAGGGUAUGGAGCACAGGAAGAUCAGACAUUACACCGUCAACUUUGGGCCUCAGCAUCCUGCUGCCCACGGUGUGUUGCGCUUGAUUCUGGAGCUCAAUGGAGAGGAGAUUGUGCGAUCGGAUCCCCACGUCGGGUUAUUGCAUCGUGGUACGGAGAAAUUGAUCGAAUAUAAGACAUACCUCCAGGCGCUGCCGUAUUUUGAUCGAUUAGAUUAUGUCUCUAUGAUGACCAAUGAGCAAUGCUACUCAUUGGCCGUGGAAAAGCUACUGAACGUUGAGAUUCCGGAGAGGGCUAAGUGGAUCAGGACACUAUUUGGAGAGAUUACCAGAAUAUUGAACCAUUUGAUGUCUGUCCUGUCCCAUGCAAUGGAUGUUGGGGCACUUACACCUUUCUUGUGGGGAUUUGAGGAGCGUGAAAAGCUUAUGGAAUUCUAUGAACGCGUUUCAGGUGCCCGGCUCCACGCAGCCUAUGUACGUCCCGGUGGUGUAUCCCAAGACCUCCCUGUUGGCCUUCUGGAUGAUAUCUAUCAAUGGGCUACCCAAUUUGGAGAUCGUAUCGACGAGACCGAAGAACUUUUGACGGAUAACCGUAUCUGGAUCGGACGAACGAAGGGGAUUGGAGUUGUUUCUGCCGCUGAAGCUUUGAACUACUCAUUCACUGGUGUUAUGCUUCGAGGAUCGGGUGUACCGUGGGAUAUUCGCAAGAGCCAGCCUUAUGAUGCUUAUGAUCAGGUUGAAUUUGACGUUCCGGUUGGUGUUAAUGGCGACUGCUAUGACAGGUACCUAUGCCGGAUGGAAGAAUUCAGGCAAUCGCUUCGUAUCAUCCAUCAAUGCCUGAACAAGAUGCCUCGUGGACCGGUCCGGGUUGAGGACUAUAAGAUUUCCCCACCCCCUCGAGCAGCGAUGAAGGAGAAUAUGGAGGCAUUGAUCCAUCAUUUCUUGCUGUUCACGAAGGGCUAUACUGUUCCCCCUGGAGAGACAUACUCAGCUAUUGAGGCACCAAAGGGAGAGAUGGGUGUGUACCUGGUGAGCGACGGAAGCGAAAGACCAUACAGAUGCAAAAUCCGAGCACCGGGAUUUGCACAUCUGUCAGGGUUCGAUCAGAUUUCCAGAGGCCAUUUAUUGGCGGAUGCGGUUGCCAUCAUCGGUACGAUGGAUUUGGUUUUUGGUGAAGUAGAUCGAUAA
This is a messenger RNA of Venustampulla echinocandica, 1395 nucleotides long. RefSeq names its product HydB protein. The transcript has 3 exons. Gene Ontology annotation, biological process: mitochondrial electron transport, NADH to ubiquinone. Gene Ontology annotation, molecular function: NAD binding; quinone binding; NADH dehydrogenase (ubiquinone) activity. The coding region runs from base 1 to 1395 and encodes 464 amino acids. The record is from RefSeq and is a predicted model, not a curated record. Lineage: Eukaryota; Fungi; Ascomycota; Leotiomycetes; Helotiales; Pleuroascaceae.